Messenger RNA from Closterium sp. NIES-65, 321 nucleotides. The record is from the annotation of a GenBank genome assembly. NCBI's taxonomy places the organism in Eukaryota, Viridiplantae, Streptophyta, Zygnematophyceae, Desmidiales, Closteriaceae.
AUGGCGGCGGUGAUUAUCGACGAGGGACUGGCGGCGGAGGUGGCGGCGCGCGGGCAGACGGACACGUGGAAGGCCUUGGCGGAGGAGCUGCGCUUGGAUGCGGCGUCCGCGCUGGCGCUGGCCAUGGAGGAGUUUGAGGAGGUGCAGAGCGGUUCCGGGGUGGCGGCUGCGGAGAUGUCCGUGCUGUUGUGCACGGACGCUUAUAUCAGAGAGCUCAAUAACGAGUGGCGGGGUGUAGAUGCGCCCACGGACGUGCUGUCCUUCCCCCAAGACCAGCCUGCGGGGCUGUCCCCUCUGGUAGGCAGGGACAACCAACAGUAA